This is a messenger RNA of Suillus subaureus, 342 nucleotides long. RefSeq lists its product as uncharacterized. The annotation marks the transcript as partial. NCBI's taxonomy places the organism in Eukaryota, Fungi, Basidiomycota, Agaricomycetes, Boletales, Suillaceae. The transcript has 2 exons. The record is from RefSeq and is a predicted model, not a curated record.
AAAGCACCCUCUAUGGCUAAAAUAUGUCUCAGAUUGACUGAAAAUGAACUAUCUGCUAAUGGUAGGACUGGGUCUGUUGCAUGGUUGAUCGAGGGUAUAAAUAUAGAAAAUUCUCAAGAUGCCUUGAGAUUGUCUAUAAGGCAGCUGCCCCAGGAUUCAACUGCUUCUCAGAGGACCAUGAUAGAAGAAAGAAGGCAAAAUCUCAUGACAUGGAUUAUUAAGUUCCAUGAGGCUACAGAGGUCAUGACUAAUGGUAUGGAAUUGAAGGGAGAUGAAGGAGCACCACUGGACAACCCUGAACUGUGCUGGAGGAUGCUGACACAUCCAAUAUGGAAGAUCUAG